This is a messenger RNA of Enhydra lutris kenyoni (northern sea otter), 4806 nucleotides long. Its product is annotated as prostaglandin F2 receptor inhibitor. The transcript has 11 exons. NCBI's taxonomy places the organism in Eukaryota, Metazoa, Chordata, Mammalia, Carnivora, Mustelidae. The coding region runs from base 57 to 2765 and encodes 902 amino acids. The record is from RefSeq and is a predicted model, not a curated record.
GAGGAGAGGCGGCGGGGACGCAGGAGGCGGGGGAGAGUCGCUCCCGCCCGGCGAGCAUGGGGCGCCUGGCGCCGAGGCCGCUGCUGCUGGCGCUCCUGGGGCUGGCUCUUUGCCGGGGACGCGUGGUGAGAGUCCCCACAGGGAGCCUGGUGCGGGUGGUGGGCACUGAGCUGGUCAUCCCCUGCAACGUCAGUGACUAUGACGGCCCCAGCGAGCAGAACUUUGACUGGAGCUUCUCGUCUUCGGGGAGCAGCUUCGUGGAGCUUGCCAGCACCUGGGAGGCGGGCUUUGCAGCCCAGCUGUACCGUGAACGCCUGCAGCGGGGCGAGAUCGUCCUGAGGAGGACUGCCAACGAUGCUGUGGAGCUCCACAUCAAGAACGUCCAGACCUCAGACGAAGGCCACUACAAAUGUUCGACCCCCAGCACAGACGCCACUGUGCAGGGCAACUAUGAGGAUACAGUGCAGGUCAAAGUGCUGGCCGAUGCCCUGCACGUGGCCGCCGCCCCGUCACCCGCCCCGGGACUGAGCCUGCGCCUGGGUGAGCCGUUCGAGCUGCGCUGCGCGGCCUCCACGGCGUCGCCGCUGCACACGCACCUGGCGCUGCUGUGGGAGCUGCAGCGCGGCGCGGCCCGGCGGAGCGUGCUGGCCCUGACCCACGAGGGCCGCUUCCGCCCGGGGCCCGGGUACGAGCAGCGCUACCGCGCCGGCGACAUGCGCCUGGACACCGUGGGCGGCGACGGCUACCGCUUGUCGGUGGCCCACGCCCUGGCCUCGGACCAGGGCUCCUACCGGUGCGUGGUCAGCGAGUGGAUCGGAGAGCAGGGCAGCUGGCAAGAGAUUCAAGAGAAAGCCGUGGAAGUGGCCACCGUGCUGAUCCAGCCCACAGUUCUGCGAGUGGCCGUGGCCAAGAGUGUGUCUGUGGCCGAGGGAAAGGAGCUGGAUCUGACCUGCAACAUCACAACGGACCGAGCAGAUGAUGUCCGACCCGAGGUCACGUGGUACUUCAGCAGGUCCCCCGACAGCAUCUUGCCUGGCUCGCCCGUGUUGGCGCGGCUGGACCGGGAUUCCCUGGUGCACAGCUCUCCCCACAUUGCUUUGAGCCAUGCGGAUGCACGCUCCUACCAUUUACUGGUCCGAGAUGUUAGCAAAGAAAACUCUGGCUACUAUUUCUGCCACGUGGCGCUCUGGGCACCCGGACACAACAGGAGCUGGCACAAGGUGGCAGAGGCCAGGUCUGCCCCGGCCAGUGUGGAUGUGACCUGGCUAGAACCAGACUACCAAGUGUACCUGAAUGCUUCGAAAGUCCCUGAGUUUUCAGACGACCUCACGGAGCUGGAGUGCCGGAUAGUGGACGUGAAGAGCUCGGAGGCCAGCGUCCGCUUCACCGUGUCCUGGUACUACAGGGUGAACCGGCGCAGCGACGACGUGGUGGCCAGCGAGCUCCUGGCGGUCAUGAAUGGGGACUGGACACUCAAGUAUGGGGACCGGAGCAAGCAGCGCGCCCAGGACGGAGACUUCAUUUUUUCUAAGGAGCACACAGACACGUUCAGUUUCCGAAUCCAAAGGACUACAGAGGAAGACAGAGGCAAUUAUUACUGUGUUGUGUCUGCGUGGACCAGACAGCGUAACGACAGCUGGGUGAAGAGCAAGGAUGUCUUCUCCAAACCCGUCACCAUAUUUUGGGCAUCCGAAGAUUCUGUGCUCGUGGUGAAGGCAAGGCAGCCGAAGCCUUUCUUUGCCGCGGGAAAUACAUUCGAGAUGACUUGCAAAGUGUCUUCCAAGAAUAUUAAAUCACCACGCUACUCUGUUCUCAUCACUGCGGAGAAGCCUGUGGGGGACCUCUCCAGUCCCAACGAAACCAAGUACAUCAUCUCCCUGGACCAGGAUUCUGUGGUGAAGCUGGAGAAUUGGACAGAUGCGUCACGGGUGGAUGGCGUUGUGUUAGAGAAAGUACAGGAAGAUGAAUUUCGAUACCGAAUGUACCAGACUCAGGUCUCCGAUGCGGGGCUGUACCGCUGCAUGGUGACAGCCUGGUCUCCUGUCCGGGGCAGCCUGUGGCGAGAAGCAGCCACCAGUCUCUCCAAUCCUAUUGAGAUUGACUUCCAAACUGCAGGGCCUGUAUUUAAUGCCUCCGUGCACUCAGACACACCGUCAGUCAUCCGGGGAGAUCUGAUCAAAUUGUUUUGUAUCAUCACUGUUGAAGGAGCAGCCCUGGAUCCAGACGACAUGGCCUUUGAUGUGUCCUGGUUUGCGGUGCACUCCUUCGGUCUGGACAAGGCUCCCGUCCUCCUGUCUUCUCUCGAUCGGAAGGGGAUUGUGACCACGGCGGAGAGAGACGGGAAGAGCGAGCUCAGCCUGGAGCGUGUGAGCGUGCUGGAAUUCUUGCUGCAAGUUCACGGCUCUGAGGACCAGGACUUUGGCAACUACUACUGCUCUGUGACUCCGUGGGUCAAGUCCCCGACGGGUUCCUGGCAGAAGGAGGCUGAGAUCUACUCCAAGCCCAUCUUUAUAACUGUGAAGAUGGAUGUGCUGAAUGCCUUCAAGUACCCGCUGCUGAUCGGCGUGGGCCUGUCCACCGUCAUCGGGCUCCUGUCCUGCCUCAUCGGGUGGGACCUGGCGCGCUCUCUUCUCUGCAUGUCCAGUCCUGAGCGCGGACACGUUUACCAGCACACGGCUCUUCUCCCCACGGCACUUUCUGGUAGAACAAUCACGAGCACGGAGGAAACCAGCAAUUUACUGCCGCGUGAACAGCCUACAAAGUAGAUCUGAGAGCAAUCUGUUUUGCCCGAUUGCUCGUACCAGGAGUAGGACACAGACCAAAAGAGAUCCUCCGCUCCCCAAGGCAUCUGCCCCUGCACAGCACCGGCCUCUCAGAAGCAUCCCAGUGGGGUUUUCUGAGGCCCACUGGUGACUCAUGGCCCACAUUGCAAUCCUCUCUGCUUUUAUCCCGGCUCUGACGGGUCUAACACUGCUCUGUCUUCCCAAGGGAAAAAAAGAUUCGUUUGUUUUGAGCAAUAAAGUCAUACAAAAUGAUGGCCAUUCAUGUGUGGCUCUUUGUCACAAUGGGCCAGACGAGCCACACUCCCCCACCGCCCCCCCCAGCUCACCAUCGUCCCCUCCACUUCCCUCACUGUUCUGCCCCAAAUCCAUUCUGCCCUUGUCACCAAGUCUCCCCUCCCCCCACCCCAGGAAGGGGAGGGGGUGCAGAUCACCACCCAGCUUCCCCUUUUGGUUCUGCCCACCUAGGGGACCCCUCAUGGUGGACAUUGUGCUAAGAGUAAUGGCACAGAUGCAUCCAGGCCCAGCAUCCGCCCCACCAGAGCACAGAGCACGACCAGAGAAAGAGGGGGAGGUCUUGAGGCGCUAGGUUCAGGUCUUUUCCACCUGUCAUUUCUUGCCUAUGUGAUGUCAGAGGAGGUGGGUCACAGGUGACUAUAUAUACGGGAAUUAAAGAGAGAACACUUAUUCACAGGUGCUAUGUUAGUGACACCAGUGCCCUUUGAGCCCACACACUUAUCAGUCCUAUAAGAAGAUUCAGGAUUAUUGUAGUGCAAGCCCUCGUUGGUAGAGGAAAGGGUACCUAGCCGUGCAUGUGACCAGGUCGCCCCAGGUCGAUGUGAGACCAUCGAUGGGUCACAGCAGACACUUGGCAGGAGGAGAAGUAACCUGUGCUCAUGCACUCUACCUUCUCCUUUCAAACUGACCUUGUAGCUCAAGGCUGGGGUUGUUCAGGCACGGCCCCCAACCCCAUCCUCUGAUCAUCCGGCCCAACAGCAAGUCGCCUGGAGGGGCUGGUCCAGAGGAGGAAGAGAUCCCAGGGCCUGGAAUGUGUGUCCUUUUAAAAGUCUUAGAUACACUCUGUCACUGUACCAAAUAGGGCUCCCCACAAAGUGCUCUUCUGGAAGUUGUUCCUGCCAGAAGCACUUGUAGGAAUGGAAGAAGAACCUAGCCACAAUUCACAUGGAUGAGAUUGCACUUCUUAACAAAAAGAAACUUUUUAAAAAGUUUUUUUUUUUCCCUAAUCACAAAAAUACCCCCAGAAAGAGCCUAAGCUAUGUUCAGAUAGAAGCCUUGAAAUUACUUUAAAUUGUUUACUUUGUAAUGUUUACAUACACUUUUUGCUUUAAAAAAAAAAAAAAGCAAAAACAAACUCUGACUUUUUAACAACUUUUCAGAUUUUUUUCAUGGGACGGUGGAACUCUGAUUCACCAACUGGAUUUAAAUCUUAAUUUAGAAAUUUAUUUAUUUGUGUAUUUUUCCCCCUCCCCACCCAUGUGGCUUUUCCCCUAAGAUCCUGGCAAAUGGCGCCCCUGCCGCCCAGACCCUUGUCUGUUUUCCCCCGUGGCUCUUGCUUCUUGCUUUGCAGACCGUCUGCAGCUAUGAUUUUGUCACUGACAUCUGUGAGCCAAAGACUGAGCCUUUUUGGCAGGAAUAAUAAGCAAUACUACACAACUUGCUACUUUCAGAAAACUUUUUCUUUUUUUAGCUUCACCGAGGACAACAGAGGAAGAAGGGAACUAGAAUUUGGGUAAGUUCUCCUCUGCUGUUGGAGCAAAUUCUCAGUGAUAAAUAUUGUGUGCAGAUCACUAAGAUAAAAAAAAAAAAAAAGGUGACUUUCUGUCUUUCUUAGCGUGGCACAUAAGGAUCUGCCGGAUUUCGCGUAGACAAAGAAAGGGUCUUGUGUAUUUUUGUCCAUAUCCGAUGUUAUAUGAACUAAUUGUAUUGUUUUAUACUGUGACCACAAAUAUUAUGCAAUGCACCAUCUGUUUUUUAUUUCAUUAAAGGAAGUUUAAUUUAAAUUGAA